Numida meleagris (helmeted guineafowl) is the source of this 6036-nucleotide messenger RNA. It is a transcript of the gene LEPR, whose product is annotated as leptin receptor. Gene Ontology annotation, molecular function: protein binding; cytokine receptor activity. The coding region runs from base 759 to 4301 and encodes 1180 amino acids. Gene Ontology annotation, biological process: cytokine-mediated signaling pathway. Gene Ontology annotation, cellular component: external side of plasma membrane; membrane. The transcript is spliced from 19 exons. NCBI's taxonomy places the organism in Eukaryota, Metazoa, Chordata, Aves, Galliformes, Numididae. The record is from RefSeq and is a predicted model, not a curated record.
GUGGGCAGGGGGUGGAUUAGGGAACUCGGAGGGCUUUUCCAACCUGAGUGAUUCUAUGGUACUAUAUUUGAGUGCAGGCCUGAUUCCAACUGGAAAUCCACAUGCAUAACUGGGCCCAGAGCUCUGCGUUAGAAGAAGGAACACAGGCACAAACAAGUGGCAUAAAGAGGUGUCUGGAUGUCUGAUUUCAGCGUGAGGGCAGCUCGGAAGCUGUAAGUGGUGCACCUGCCAGGAGAAGGACAGAUGGCCGUGGUGCUCUCACGGCGCACUUUAGAACCAUUUUGCAUAACCCGUGGUCGUUAUUCCCUUUUCUAACUCCAGACCCGGUCUUUACUCAUUCUAACAAUUCAAGGCCAGGAUUUAAAUCUAAUUUUACUUCUUCGCUGUCCGUUUCUUCAGAACAGCGCAGCGAGGACAAGAGGAAAGCAGCCAGCACACACAGGCGGCGGGGAGCAGCUGCCCGAGGGCAGCACCCAGCACCCUGACGGGCGGGACGGGCUCCGGAGCCGCUUCGCAGCGAAGCGGGCCGUGCCCUGCGCGCUAAGUAGGUCAGCGGGGCCGGGAGCGCUGCCCAGGUGCCUGCGUGUCCCCCUCGUUCGCUUCAGGAUUAAACUUUCUCCUCAGCCCCUCGCUAGCCCGGAGAAAUUCAGUUAAAAUACACAGGGAACACCCCCCCCCCACACACACACACACGCUCCAAAGCAGCGCCCGCGGCUCUCCGCCUCGUGCCUGAGGAGGGGCAGGGCGGGGGCCGGGGGAUGGCUCGGGGCAGCGGGCGGAGCGGCGAGCCCGCUGUGAUUUCCAGCGCUGCGGGAGCAGAGCGGAGUGGAGCGGGGCUACCAGCUCUUCAGAACAAGAUGUAUCGUCAAAUCAUUCUGACCACGUCUGUGCUGCUGGAUUUUCUUCAAAUGGCAGCUGCCCUUUGUAUGGUCCAUGAGAUUCAUCCCAGGAGCUUUACAUUACCGUGCCUGCUGCUGAAUGAGACAUCUUUGAGUCCUUCUGCUGCUGGAGUUGCAGAGAGCUGGUCUGGUUUGAGGAGAGAGUAUGGAGCUGCUGAAACCAAGCCUUCCUUGCUAAUGAAUGAGGAAAGUUUUCUGUGUUGCCUUUGGAGUGAUAACAACAUCAGCUGUUCUUUGUACAGAGCAAGCAUGCAAGAAGGGAUGCUAAUCCCUUCAGAAAUAAGCAUCUCUGCAUCUCAGGAAAGAGAUUCAAAUUGGAACAUUGAGUGUUGGAUUAAAGGCAAGCUGGAUCUGUUGGUUUGUAGCGUGCAGUUCCUGAAGUUUUACGUGAGACUUGAUUUGAAGGUUCAUCUUUUAUAUGCUGUGUCAGAGCUGUCACUGGGAGAUAUAGCUACGAGCUCUCUAAAGAGGGCUGCCAUGGCUGCUCAGUGUAACUGCAGUGAGUAUGGCAAAUGGGAGUGCCAUGUGCCUUCCCCAAGACUCAACCACACCUACGUCAUGUGGCUGAAGAUUGUGACUGGUGUAACACCUCUUUGGUCACCCUUGAUGUCAGUCAAGCCCAUAGACAUAGUGAAGCCUGAACCUCCUUUGAACCUACAUCUAGAAAUGACAGAGAAGGGUCAGGUGAAGAUCUGCUGGGCUGAGCCUGAACCGAUGCCAUACCCCCUCCGGUACGAAGUGAACAUCUCUGGAAAUUCAGGACAAAAUGGCUGGCAGGUGGUUCAAGUUGCUUUAAAUACCUCAUUAGACAUAGACAAUACCCUGCUUGAUUCUUCCUCCUUUGCUCAAGUGCGGUGCAAGAAUCAUUAUGGGCCUGGGUUCUGGAGUGAAUGGAGCACACCGUAUAAUCUGAAUUUGGGAGCUGAAGUCCUGUACUCCCCUUCUAAGAUACUGACCAGUGUUGGUUCUAAUGUUUCAUUUCAUUGCAUCUAUAAAAACAAAACCAAGAGCGUAGCGUCCAAGAAGAUUGUUUGGUGGCUGAAUUUAGCAGAAGAAAUCCCAGAAAGUCAGUAUACGCUUGUGAAUGAUCGCGUAAGCAAAGUUACUCUUUUCAACUUGAAAGCAACAAAACCUAGAGGAAGUUUCUUCUAUAACGCAUUGUACUGUUGCCAUCAAAAUAGGGAAUGUCAUCAUAGAUACGCUGAAUUAUAUGUAGUAGAUGUGAAUAUCAAUAUCAAAUGUGAAACUGAUGGGUACUUAACUAAAAUGACUUGCAGAUGGUCUGCAAACCCAGACACAUUGCUCUUGGGGAGUUCCUUGCAGUUCAGAUACCACAGGAGCAAAAUUUAUUGUUCGAACUUUCCAAGCACUCCUCCAGAAUCAGAGGUGAAAGAAUGCCGUUUGCAGAGGAACCAUUCUUACGAGUGCACAUUUCAGCCUGUUUUUCUUUUAUCUGGAUACACCAUGUGGAUCGAGUUUAAGCACUCGCUGGGAACGCUUGAAUCCUCACCGAUUUGUGUUGUUCCAGCAGAUGUGGUGAAGCCACUUCCUCCCUCCAACAUUAAAGCAGAGAUCACCAGAAAGGACGGGCUGCUGAACGUGAGCUGGACGAACCCCCCGUUUACAAAUGAUGAUCUCAAGUUUCAGAUUCGGUAUGCGGUGAGCAGGGAGGAGCUCACAUGGGAGCUGUGUGAAGUACUAAGUGUACCAACGAGAUCAGCUGUGAUAGAAGUUGAGCUUUGUGUUGAAUAUAUUGUUCAGAUCCGCUGCAGAGCGCUGGAUGGUUUAGGUUACUGGAGCAACUGGAGCAGACCAGCCCAUGCAGCUGUAAAAGAUAUCCAAGCUCCCUUACAUGGCCCUGAGUUUUGGAGAGCUAUUACUGAAGAUCCAGCAACGGGGCAGAAGAACGUUACGCUCGUGUGGAAGCCACUGAUGAAGAGUCACUCGUUGUGCAGCGUGAGCCGGUACGUUAUAAAGCAUCAGACGUCAGAAAACACCUCGUGGUCGCAGUAUGUCGACAGGGGCAACACCUGCUCAUUUCCAUGGACCGAGCGCGCACACACCGUUACAAUUUUAGCCGUGAACUCGAUUGGAGCUUCUCCAGUUAAUUUUAAUCUCACUCUAUCACAACAAAUGAGCACGGUGGAUGCUGUGCAGUCUCUCAUCGCUUACCCAGUGAACAGCACUUGUGUGAUUUUGACUUGGACGCUUUCACCUCCACUAUAUGUGAUAACAUCUUUUGUUAUUGAGUGGAGAAACCUUAACAAAGAAGAGGAGAUGAAAUGGGUGCGAGUUCCUCCGAAUGUUAGUAAAUAUUAUAUUUAUGAUCACUUCAUUCUGAUUGAGAAGUACCGCUUCAGCCUGUACCCCGUGUUUGCUGGAGGAGUUGGCAAAUCCAGAGCAACGCAUCAGUUCACCAAAGAUGGAUAUAUGAAUCAGACCAGUUCUAGCCUCUAUGUGGUUCUGCCAAUAGUUAUUUCAACCUCUGUGUUGUUGUUUGGAGCGCUGCUGCUUUCCCACCAAAGAAUGAAGAAGCUGCUCUGGGAGGAUGUUCCAAACCCCAAGAAUUGCUCGUGGGCACAGGGAGUUGAUUUUCAGCAGCCUGAAACUUUUGAGCACCUUUUUGUCAAGCACCCUGAAGCAAUGUCAUUUGAGCCUCUUCUUCUGGAGCCAGAAAUAGUGCUGGAAGACAUCAGCGUGACUAAAGCUUUGAAAACAGAAGACACGCAAGAUCUCUUCAUCGUUGAUUCCACGUUCACAAAAAUUGAAGACUCUGAGCACGACUCCUCCUGUUCUAGCAGCCACUUCAGUGGUCACAGCUUCUCGGAGAGCUCCCCCAGGGACCCGAGCACCGGAGAAACGACCAGUCACUCCAACAUUAAGUAUGCCACUGUGAUCAGUAACUCCGGAUCAGGUGGGCUUUACGAACAGAGGAAUCCCAGAUGUUGUUUUGGUAGCUGCUUCCUAGCUGAAGGCUCCUUGGCUGCCGGUGCUUGCUCGGGUAGCUGCUGGCAGCUGGGCAAUGAGGCCUUCCUCCUGUUGCAUGAGCAGCCUGGCAGCCGGCCCUGCAAGGCCCUUUCCCUUAUCUCUUCAGAGGGAUUUUCAGAGCCUUCAGAUCAGGAGGACGCUUUCACAGACGGAGGUAGUCCUGAGCGAGGUCUCUAUUACCUAGGGAUAACAUCAUUUGAGAAAAGAGAAAAUGACGUUUUUUUGACAGAAGGUUCCAGACUGAUGUGCCAGUUCCAUACAACUGAGCUACUCAGAGGCGUGGGGUUUCUUCAGAAUACGCCUCCUAAUUUAAAUGCAUUUAUCCAGGGUAACGUUAAAGCCAUCGUGCCAUACGUGCCACAGUUUCAGAUGACUGCUGCCAAAGUGCAAGAGACCACAGAGAACAGCUGUUAAGCCCUCACGCCUUAACUUGGUGCUCUUUAUGGCUUUCUAAGUGUAGAUGUGUACCCUGUUUUUCCCUCUCCUAACUUCUUUCAGGAGCUCUCCUAUUUGGAGGUUGGGUAACUGAUCCUAUGUUUGAGUGACAGGAUUUUAGUAGGAAGGAAUUCCACUUCUUGACCUAAUUUUCAAAUGUGGGGCCUUCUUUUAUGUAAUUGAUAUCUAAAUACAUUCAGAGGUUGUCUGUCAGCCAUGCAGACCCAAGCACGCAGACCCAAGCACGCGUUUCUCUCCGUUCAGGAGUAAAGCAUCUCUUGAAACACGCUGGCAAAUUGUUGGGUGAGCUUGCUCUUGUUCCAGGUGUUGGCUGGGGAGCCUGAGACAGAGAGACCUAAUCCACAGCGUUAGCAAGGAGAUUGGUGUGCAGCGUCCUCCUCUUUUGUCUGGGGAGAGAAACUCAAAUGUGUUGCAUCACUGAGGAUGGAUGUGGGGGUGACUGCAACGGGCUGAGCCCAUCUGGAUGUGGUGCAGCUGCCAGCUCGCACUGCCUGGUUAUGGGGCACUGAUGUGCACUGGAAGCACAGGUAGGAAACAAGUGCACCAAGUCCAUUACCCCCCGUUGGUCUCUAUUAAAGUGAAAACACUCAACAGCAGCAGCACCAAAGAGCUGUAAGAGGGGCUGUGAGGUCGCAGGCGUGCGCUGAACGGCCGUCAGAGUAUGAAAGGAGAAGUGGCUGUUCCUGUAGCUGAGGGCUGCAAGAAGAGGAGGAGAAUCAAAAUUCUUGCGGCCCCACAACUGCGGGGCGUUACCUGGCUGACAUGGUGCGCCUGGAAGUGGAAUAACCACAUCACUGGUGUUGCAAGAUUCUAGCAUGAAUAGGAUUGCAGUGGAGCGAGCGUUUCUUCCAAACCCAUUCCAUAAGAACCCACAGCAGAAAUGGCAGUAACUUGAUCCAGAAAUCCUGUACUUCAUCUGCAGCGAGCUCGCCUGUCUGCAUGGAUGUGAGGAAGUCAGGUUGUCCCCAGGAGCCCUGCUCAGCUCAGCCAAAAGGCUUCAGCUUUGGGGGGGUCAGGUCCUGCAUCCCAGUGGAGCCUUGUGGGAUGCGCAGGUAAAGGAACCCGCAAGCCAAAGAUAUUUUUUCUACUUUAUAGCUGGUAGAUAUUUUUGUAUACGUAAUUUUUCAAAGAACUAUUUUGGAAAGCUAUGAAAGACGGAAAUAUUGUGUAUUCCAGAGCUAAAUUCAUGUGAAGCUUAUUUAGGGAAUGGAAAACGAAAGAGCAAGAUUCAGCAACAACAAUAAAAAGAGUAGAAGUGUGGAAAUGCAUUAGUGAUAGGAAAUCCGGUGGAGCAGAAGGGACCGAAGCAAGCACACACGUGCAGGUCAAGGGAAGCUUUGCAGAAAGCCCACGGCACUCCUUCUCAAACAAGCUGCUCACCUGGCUCUCGCUGGGUGCCUCUGUCUCGGACGCUGAACGUGACACAAACCUAACGUACUUGUUGUGCAAAAAAUGCUGUAUUCCUCGCGCUGCUGCUGAAUUUGGGGUAGACGACCCAGAUUCUUGUGCUUGAGCCAUCUGCUCUCGUCCACCUGUGGUGGGAAGGCGCUGGGAUUGCUUGAGAUGUGGUUUUGUUGCUGCUGCUCUGCCUGGAGGAGCAUCUCCCCGCCUGCUGCAGGGCUCACGGCCGGGACGUGAGCAGGGCAGUGCAGCUGGCUGUAGACCAGAAUAAUAAAGGCAUGGUUCAUCACGA